Anopheles cruzii is the source of this 2655-nucleotide messenger RNA. RefSeq names its product tudor domain-containing protein 7B-like. The record is from RefSeq and is a predicted model, not a curated record. The transcript is spliced from 5 exons. Gene Ontology annotation, biological process: spermatogenesis. The coding region runs from base 1 to 2655 and encodes 884 amino acids. Lineage: Eukaryota; Metazoa; Arthropoda; Insecta; Diptera; Culicidae.
AUGGCCAAUCUCAACGGCGAAUUCAGUUGGAACGACCUGAACGCCACACCGGUCGAGCAGCUGAUGAAAUAUAGUGCCCACAAGGGAUACGAUUGUCCCGAGUAUAGGUACUUUCGGCUCAAGAACGGCAUGAUCCAGUGCAAGGUGAACGUCAAUGGGUCACUGUACUCGACAUAUCCUGCGGAAUUUGCAAACGAGUUUGAGGGCCAGUUCGCCGCCGCACUCAAGGCGAUCGAAGCGAUACGGGCCGACGAAUCGCGCCACAGGCACGAGGUUUGCCUGGAAUCGGAUUUGGAGGUUGCGAAUCGUAUUUACGAACUAUUGGCCAACUACCCGAACGGUUUGUUCAGCAAGCGGGUUCCGGAAGCGUUCCUGCAGACGCACCGGUCACUGCUGCCGGAUCACUGGUUUUCGAUCAUCGAUCGAUAUCGGGACCAGCUGUUUGUGCUGGAGGACGGACCGGGGGAUACGAUGGUGUUUGCCUGUGAGCAACCGUCGAUGUCGGAUGCGGCCUCCAACACGUCGGAGGCACGGCAAAUGGCGGUGAACGAGCUGCAGUUACCGUGGGACCAACAGUACUGGGAUCUGUACAUCACGAACCCAGUUUCGACGGUCGAAGUUUGGGCACGGCUCGUUGGUGUCGACUAUAGCGAUAAAAUGGAUACGCUUAUAACAGACAUCGAAAUGGCGAUGAUGAGCGCCCAACCGAAGGCGGACGAGUCGGAGGCGGCGGUCGGCGAGUACCUUCUUGCGUCGGUCACCGACUGCUGGUACCGGGUGCGUGUGGACGAGAUCAACUACGACACCAACGAGUGCCAAUGUUUUUUCAUCGACAUCGGCGACAAGGAGCAGAUCCCGCUGGACCAGCUGUAUCAGUGCGACCCAAAGUACCUGGAACUGCCCGGUCAGGCCAAACGGUUCACGCUCGAGGGGUUGGAAGAUUUCAGCGAAAAUCCGAAAGCGAAGCUCCAUCUCGAUGCGCUCAUCAGUGGGCGAGUGUUUAUCGGGGAGAUUCUGACGAAGCGCGAAGAGUACGAGGAAGUCGAACAGGCCAGCGGUAUCGGGUCGGGGCAGUUGAAGCUGGCACUGUACGAUACCUCGUCCGACCACGAUGUGCUGCUGAACCCGGUUAUACUGAAGCACAUCUGCGACGAUACGCCGGAACCGGCACUAAACCGGAAGGAUGUAAAUGCGGUCACUAUUUCGUACAUUGACGACCAGGGCGACGUGUACGGUCAGCUGGUUGGUACGAUGGAGUACCUACAGAAACUCAUCACCAAUCUGACGCAGUCGAACGCGCUUGACGGCAAGUAUCGGGGUCUGUACAAAACGAAAGCCGGCGACCAGCAACAUCAGCUGUACCUGGUGCAGGACGAAACGGAUGGGAAAUGGUACCGGGCGGAACUGGAGGCCGAAGAAGCGGGCCCUUCCUGUCGCAUGCGGUACGUGGACGUUGGUUGCCGCCGGUGCACCAACGUGUCCAACAUCUAUCGCCUCGAGAUGCUCAGCCUUGCGCUCAGUCGCUACCCACCGCAGGCCAUCCGGAUGCGUAUGUUUGGGUUGGACCUCACCGAACCGCAGGUUCUCCCUCGGCUUCGUGCCCUGCUCAAACCGGCCAUGCGAGCGGUGGCGAAGGUGUGUGCGAUGGCGAAGCUGUCUCCCGGAGCGUCCGCUUCCUUGCCCCUGGUCAGGGUCUUCGUGUACGUUUCGCAGGCAGGCAGCGAGAAUAUUCCCGUCUGUGUCAACGAUGCGAUUGCCUUCGAGAAGGAGCUGGAACUGUGCUCGGAACUGAUCAGUGCGCCGCGCAUUUCGGACAGCGUGCUGAGCAAUGGUUCGUCGUCGUCCACCUCAAACACCUCCUCGUCGCUGCAGUCAACCUUUGGUGCCGGUGGCGGUUCACUAUCCAGCACCGACACGAAGGAUCUUGCGUUGCGCUUAGGUGACCUCAAGUUGGAGACUGGUAAAAGCAGUUCGUCUGGCUCUUCCGCCACUUCACCCACUGCAGCAGCAAACCCGAAGGCUGCCGUCGCAAAGCUGCCCCAAAUGACGCUGCCCGCCGUGGGCCAGCUGUUCGACGUGAAGGUGGUGAUCGCUUCGAGUCCGAACUACUUCAUCGUCCAACCGUACGCUUCCGCCCAGCAGCUCAACCGACUGAUGCACGAACUGCAGGACUUUUGCAUGAAGAAAGGCCAACCGGUUCGGAAGGAGCACGUGCGACAGUACGAGGUGUACGCGGCCCUCAACACGGACGGUCACUGGUAUCGUGUAUCCGUCACAAACAUUCUACUUGGCCCCACACCGAUCCAUGUGUUUUUCUGCGAUUUCGGCCGGAUCGGGAUGCUGGAUGUGAGCGCGUUGCGUGUGCUGCCAGCGAACUUUCGCGUCCUACCGCAACAGGCGAUCAAUGCCAAGCUGCACGGUGUCAAACCACUGCACAAGGACUGGCAGGCAGAGGAUGCGGUCCGCUUCCAGAAGCUGACGGUGGAGCGCAAAUUCGCCAGCAUCGUCCGGGGCGUCCAGGCGGACGAGCUCAAUCGGGACGAAAAGCUGGUGGAGCUCGAACUGAUCGACGUUUCGAGUGAGGAGGAUGUCUACGUGCACAAGACCCUCGUGGACGAAGGUCGUGCCGUGUACACGGCGGCCCAAACCGUUUAA